AUGAUUGCAAGGAGAUUGAUGAGUCAUCAAACUCUUCAUAAAUCACUAAUAAUCAACCCCACCCUACGUACCAGCAUACUCCUUCCUCGAUUCUAUAGUACAAAAAGUCCAUUCCCAUUAAAACCACCUACCCCGACUUCCAAAGAACCAGAAAUGCCCAAAUGGCGUCAAUGGGGUCUCUAUAUGAAAACCAAGGAAUUCAAAAAGAAAAUGACUGGAUAUUAUCUCGGUGGGUUCGGUGUGGUCUUAAUCACGAUGUUUUUCUACAUGAGAGAUCGAUUUCAUGAAAAUAAACAACUUAAAAUCAUCCAAUCGAAAUACUUUAAAGAUCCAAAAUCAUUAAGUGAAUAUGAAUAUUUGAUGUUUAAAACCCAUAAUCCUCAAGAGAAAUUACGUCCCUUAGAAAUGAAGAAAUAUAAGAUUUAUCAAAUGAUGAGAAAGGAAUUUAGAAGAAAGAAUUUAUUAGAUUCUGAAGCGAUCUUUAAUCCAACUCCUGAAGAAUUGGAUGAAUGGUAUGGUAGUCAAGCUAGUAGAGUUAAGAAAUUACGUGCUCCUGUUUUGACUGAAGAUAUUAUGGGCAAAGGUAGAGAUCUGAAUAAGAGUAAUCCAAAUAUUGUUAGUGCUGAAGAUACAACUGCGUUUUUUGAUGCCAAAGCCAAAGAAUAUGAUGAUGAGAUCAAAUGGGAAGAAAGAGGGAUCUUGAUGGGGUUCAGAAGAAGUUGGCUAAUGAGACAAUUGAAGGGCGAUGUUUUGGAAGUUGCAUGUGGUACCGGAAGAAAUAUUCCUUAUUUACGUACUGAUAAGAUUAAAUCAAUUACAUUUUUAGAUUCUUCAAGAAAUAUGGUUGAGUUAUGUAAAGAGAAAUUCCGUGCUGCCCAUCCAAAAUUCCAAAAGGUGGCAUUUACUGUCGGGAAAGCUGAAGAUCUAGUUGAUUUGGCGGAUGACAAUCUUAAAUAUGAUACUGUUGUGGAAGCCUUUGGAUUAUGUGCCCAUGAAGAUCCUGUCUUGGCAUUAAAGAAUAUGGCCAAAUUAUUAAAACCAGGUGGAAGAAUUGUGUUAUUGGAACACGGUAGAAGUACUUGGGAUUUCAUUAACAAUCAUUUAGAUUUCAGGAGUGAAAAAAGAAUGAAAACUUGGGCAUGUAGAUGGAAUUUAGAUAUUGGAGAAUUGGUAGAUGAAGCAGGUUUGGAUAUUACGUAUGAAAAGAGAGUGCAUUUCAGAACUACUUGGAUGUUAGUUUGUAAGAAACCUGAAGAUCCACUUUCAUUUGAUGAAAAGCCAUUCUGGAAUAAAUUAUGGGGUACUGAAGUCCAACAUGUUAAGAGGUAG
Messenger RNA from Hemisphaericaspora subhashii, 1329 nucleotides. Its product is annotated as putative RNA methyltransferase. The coding region runs from base 1 to 1329 and encodes 442 amino acids. The record is from RefSeq and is a predicted model, not a curated record. The transcript has a single exon. Lineage: Eukaryota; Fungi; Ascomycota; Pichiomycetes; Serinales; Debaryomycetaceae.